Molecule: messenger RNA, 1561 nt
Organism: Nothoprocta perdicaria
Lineage: Eukaryota; Metazoa; Chordata; Aves; Tinamiformes; Tinamidae
Gene: FHL2
Product: four and a half LIM domains 2
Exons: 6
Coding region: 134-973 (279 amino acids)
Biological process (GO): negative regulation of calcineurin-NFAT signaling cascade; negative regulation of transcription by RNA polymerase II
Cellular component (GO): nucleus; Z disc
Molecular function (GO): transcription factor binding; transcription coregulator activity
Source: RefSeq, a predicted model, not a curated record
GGCGCCCUCUCCCCUGCGAGCAGGCCACUCCGCUCCCGCCGCCCUUGUUAAUGGAUGCGACCCCCUGCCCCUGGCCCAGGAGGUGACAUUAGCUGCCUGCUACUGCUCUGAUAGCCAGACGCCRGGUACCACCAUGACUGAACGCUUUGACUGCCACUACUGCAAAGAGUCCUUGUUUGGUAACAAAUACAUCCUGAGAGAGGAGAGUCCCUACUGUGUGAAAUGCUACGAGAGCCUUUAUUCCAACACCUGCGAGGAAUGCAAAAAACCCAUCGGAGCUGACUGCAAGGAUCUGUCCUACAAGGACCGGCAYUGGCAUGAAUCCUGUUUCCACUGCUUCCAGUGCAAGAAUUCACUGGUGGACAAGCCCUUUGCUGCAAAAGAGGAGCAUCUACUUUGUACUGACUGCUACUCCAAUGAAUACUCUUCCAAAUGCAGCGAGUGCAAGAAGACUAUUAUGCCAGGCACUCGGAAGAUGGAGUACAAGGGCAGCAGCUGGCACGAGACCUGCUUCAUCUGCUACCGCUGCCAGCAGCCCAUCGGGACCAAGAGCUUCAUCCCGAAGGACAACCAGAACUUCUGCGUGCCCUGCUACGAGAAGCAGUUCGCCAUGCAGUGCGUCCAGUGCAAGAAGGCGAUCACCACGGGGGGCGUCACGUACCGGGAGCAGCCGUGGCACAAGGAGUGCUUCGUGUGCACGGGCUGCAAGAAGCAGCUCUCGGGGCAGCGCUUCACCUCCCGCGACGAGUUCGCCUACUGCCUGAGCUGCUUCUGCAGCCUCUACGCCAAGAAGUGCGCCGGCUGCACCAACCCCAUCAGCGGGCUCGGCGGCACCAAGUACAUCUCCUUUGAGGAACGGCAGUGGCACAACGACUGCUUCAACUGCAAGAAGUGCUCCCUCUCCUUGGUGGGACGCGGCUUCCUCACGGAAAGGGAUGACAUUCUCUGCCCUGAAUGUGGGAAGGAUAUUUAGGGCUGAAAGAGAGGGACGGAGCGGGGCACGCGGUGCCAGGAGGAAGCUGUGCCUGCAGUCUAUACUUUGGGGAGCUAGCUUUGGCCUUCUGUGUUUCCCUGUACCGUUCACAUCACUUAACCUUUCCCUGCAGCCUCUACAAAGCUGGAGGGAAAACGACUUCAAAAGCUCUAGCAGCAGUGCUGGUGUUUAAGAAUUGCUGUAGCUAACCAGAACUAACGCGAAACCCGAGAUAUAAAACCAUUUAGGUGUUACUGACUUGCUCUUCUCUACACUAAAUAUUCCAGUUUAAGCAUCUGAUUUAAUUUACAAGCGAGUGAUGCAGUUCAAGGAGGAUGACGACUACAAACAAAUCCGUAGAUACUCAGGAUGAAACCCUCCAGCCAUUGAAAUCAGUGGCAAACCCUCAGUUUCCAUAAGGCAAAGGUCUCACUUCAACAUCCUUGAGCUGUGUCACUAGUGUGUGCUGACAAGUGCAUAGAACGACUAAGAAUGUAGUGUGUUUUGCUGUACAAAUAAAUGUGCCAGGCUGUAAAGAUGAUGGAAAAAACAGCUCAAGUUGGAGUGCUGCAUAACAGAUGCCUGUUU